Messenger RNA from Trichomonas vaginalis G3, 1368 nucleotides. RefSeq names its product dolichyl-phosphate-mannose-protein mannosyltransferase protein. Gene Ontology annotation, biological process: protein O-linked glycosylation via mannose. The record is from RefSeq and is a predicted model, not a curated record. Gene Ontology annotation, cellular component: membrane. Lineage: Eukaryota; Parabasalia; Trichomonadida; Trichomonadidae. The transcript has a single exon. Gene Ontology annotation, molecular function: dolichyl-phosphate-mannose-protein mannosyltransferase activity. The coding region runs from base 1 to 1368 and encodes 455 amino acids.
AUGAAAUCGAAUUCUUCAUACCAAUCAUUCUUGGAUUCGAUUUCUGUUAUUAUUAUAUUAUCAAUUUCCCUUUUUGCAAGGAUAUGGAAUCUGCAAACACCAGAAACAGUCGUUUUUGACGAACACAGAUAUGGUCAGUACAUCAAUUGCUACUGCAAUGGUUCAUUUUUCUUUGAUACACAACCACCAUUCGGAAAAAUCAUGCUUUACCAGCUUGCAAAAUUCUAUAAAUACCAAUGCGAUUAUGAUUUUCAAAGAACUAACAGCAAAAAGCAACAGACAUCAAGUUUCGUACCAAUAAGAUAUGGAGUUUGCUUCAUAUCAUCAUUUUGUGCUCCAAUUAUCUUUUCUGUCCUUAGAAUUUGCGGUGUUUCGAGAUUACCUUCUUUUGUUACAGGUUUAAUGAUUGCGUUAGACUCGUCGUUAAUCGUCGAAAGCAGAUACAUUAUUCCUGAUGGAAUAUUACUUACUUUGAUCGCAAUUCAUUUAUUCAUGUUAUCCGCUGGUUUCGAAUCGUAUACUCCCUUAUUUUCAGGCUUAACCCUCGGCUUAUGUAUUUCCACAAAAUUCACCGCGUUUGCAUUGAUUCCGUUUUCAAUUUUCGUUGCAUUAAAGAAAUUACAACCAUUUAACAUGAAAGGCAUCAUUAUUAUGCUUGUUACGGCUUUUAUAAUCUUCGAUCUGAUUACUGUCCUUCAUAUGUCCUUUUUACCCGAUUCUACAGAUGAUGUUGACGAAUAUCUUCCUGUUUCACUUCAGCAGCACUUAUUUUUAGAGAGAGACCCAGGCAGAUUCAUUACAGAUGCUAUUUUCCUCAGUUUGAGGAUGUUACGUGUUGGAUUAUCAAAUAAAAGAUUUGAUCCUUACCAAAGUAAUCCAAUUUCAUGGCCAUUACUCACAGGAAUAUGGGUUCGUGGUUGGGAUCGUUCCAACAACAGAUUGAUCGUAUUAAUGGGAAAUCCUGUAGUUUAUUAUAUUUCAUUUGCAUCUGUCAUCAUUUUAAUGAUCAGAUUUAGAAAACUAACACGAAAUGUUGCAAGUUAUGCAUGUGUUGGUUAUAUUCUGUCUUAUCUCCCUUAUUUUCUGACAAAAAGAACUUUGUUUUUGUCUGAUUACCAAAUUCCACUUAUGUUUGCAAUUAUUUCGUUUGCUCCAACAAUAGAUAGAAUUCUUUACUCUCAGAGAAGAAGGAAUUUCAUUUGUUUCAUCAUUAUUUUACUUGUUUUCUUCACUUAUAAUUAUUAUUCGCCAUUUAUAUAUGGAACUUACCUUCCAAACCUCGAAAAACGCAUUACUAACAGCGUUUGGGCAAAGGGAUCAAAGAAGCAUAGACAACUUCUCGAUGACUUUUUAGGUCUUGAUAUGUAA